ACGACGUCGGGACUCAGUGCGCACCGGUAGUCCUUUGGCAGCGGCCCGCGUCGCACGCCCGGACUCUCAGUUACGCUGUCCCGUGUCCCGCCCUUGGGUGUGGCCCCGCCCGGGCCCCGGUGUUUACCCAGGGCCUGGGCGCACGCACGCGACGGCACGUCUCCCGCCCCGCCCCGCCGUGACGUCAGCCCGCCUCCCGGAAGUGGGCGCGCACGGAGCGGCGGGUGAAGCCGGUGCCUGAGCGGGAACCGCAGCGUCGCCGCUGCCCGCGGUGGGCGCCGCGCCUUGAGCGCCCCGGCUUCGCCGCCCGUCCGCCCCGGCCGCGAUGGAGGUGCCGCCUGCGGCCCGCCUUCCCGCCGCGGGCGCUCCGACGGCGGCCGUGGCCGAGGUGCGCUGCCCUGGCACCGCGCCGCUGCGCCUGCUCGAGUGGAGGGUGGCGGCGGGCGCGACUGUGCGCAUCGGCUCGGUGCUGGCCGUGUGCGAGGCCGCCUCCUCCGCGCAGCCCGCCGGGCCCGCCCCGGCCCGUGCAGCCUCUGGGGGCUGCGUGCGCGCCGCGCGGGCUGAGCGCAGGCUCAGGUCGGAGCGCGCGGGCGUGGUGCGGGAGCUGUGCGCGCAGCCGGGCCAGGUGGUGGCCCCUGGAGCCCUCUUGGUGACGUUGGAAGGAUGCAGCCACCCGGUUGUCAUGAAGGGCUUGUGCGCUGAGUGUGGCCAGGACUUAACCCAGCUGCAGAGCAAGAAUGGCGAGCAGCAGGUGCCCCUGUCCACAGCAACUGUGUCCAUGGUACACAGCGUGCCGGAGCUGAUGGUGAGCUCUGAGCAAGCUGAACAACUUGGAAGGGAAGAUCAGCAAAGACUACAUCGAAACAGAAAACUAGUCCUCAUGGUUGAUUUGGACCAGACCCUAAUACACACAACAGAGCAACAUUGUCCACAGAUGUCAAACAAGGGCAUCUUCCAUUUCCAGCUGGGCCGGGGCGAGCCCAUGCUGCACACCCGGCUGCGCCCCCACUGCAAGGACUUCUUGGAGAAGAUCGCCAAGCUCUACGAGCUGCACGUCUUCACUUUUGGCAGCCGGCUGUAUGCACACACCAUCGCAGGCUUUUUAGACCCUGAGAAGAAGCUUUUCUCCCACCGGAUCCUGUCCCGGGAUGAGUGCAUCGAUCCGUUUUCUAAAACAGGAAACCUGCGCAAUCUCUUUCCCUGUGGAGACUCCAUGGUCUGCAUCAUUGAUGACCGGGAAGAUGUCUGGAAGUUCGCCCCCAACCUGAUAACUGUGAAGAAGUAUGUGUAUUUCCCAGGCACAGGUGACGUGAACGCGCCCCCUGGGUACCGGGAGUCUCAGGCGCGGAAGAAAGUGAACCAUUCUUCUAAAGGUGCUGACGUCUUGGAACAAGCUCCAUCUGUGAAAGACCCUGAGGAAGGCAGACCCGUUCCUGGGGCAGAGCGGAGCAAUGGCCUUGGAAAGCCUACCCGAGAGCUGAAUGGCAGUGAGGCUGUGCUGGGAACGGCUCCUGGCAAGGCAGACGAGCGGGACGCCUGGCCCUCUCCCCGGGCCCCUUGUGGCCGUGAGCCGGCAGAAGCUCCAGAGCCCCAAGCCCAAGCAUCUUGUGAACCAGUUGGUCGGACCUCCCCAGGGGCACAGCCCACACAGGGUGCGUCUGGUACAGAGUUAGAUUUUGAUUUGUCCAGUGACAGCGAGAGCAGCGAGUCGGAGGGUCCCAAGUCCUCCUCCUCCACUUCUGAGGGGGAAAGUGAGAAGAGAAGCCGAAAAAGACCUCUGGCUGCCCAGGAUGCAGCAAGAGCCCCACAGCAGGGAGGCCCACCUGACGUGGGCGGGGGGAGACCUGCAGGAGCGGGCCCCCCAGGAGAGCCGGGCUCCAGAGUCCACACGCAGGACAAAGGGCCAGACCUGGAUGUGCAGGAGGAGGGCGAGCGAGACGGCCUCUGUGGCCUGGGCAAUGGCUGUGUGGACAGGAAGGAGGCGGAGACAGAGUCCCAGAACAGCGAGCAGUCGGGCAUCACCGCGGGCGAGUCCCUGGACCAGAGCAUGGAGGAGGAGGAGGAGGACACGGACGACGACGACCACCUGAUCCACCUGGAGGAGAUCCUGGUGCGCGUGCACACGGACUACUACACGCGGUACGACAGGUACCUCAGCCAGGAGCUCGAGGAAGCCCCGGACAUCCGCAAGAUCGUGCCAGAGCUCAAGAGCAAGGUGCUGGCGGACGUGGCCGUGAUAUUCAGUGGGCUGCACCCGACAAACUUCCCCGUGGAGAAGACCCGGGAGCACUACCACGCCACAGCCUUGGGGGCCAGGGUCCUCACCCAGCUGGUGCUGAGCCCCGACGCCCCCGACAGGGCCACACACCUGAUCGCAGCACGGGCUGGCACAGAGAAGGUGCGGCAGGCACAGGAGUGCAGGCACCUGCAUGUGGUCAGCCCCGACUGGCUGUGGAGCUGCCUGGAGCGCUGGGACAAGGUGGAGGAGCAGCUCUUCCCGCUCUCAGAGGACGACGCCCGGGUGCACAGGGAGAACAGCCCCGCAGCCUUUCCCGACAGGCAUAGUGUGCUUCCAGCAGCCCUGUUCCACCCGACGCCCGUCCACCCCAAGGCCCAGCCUGGCCCUGAGGUCAGGAUCUAUGACUCCAACACAGGGAAGCUCAUCAGGACGGGCACCCAGGGCCCAGCGCCAGUGCCCCCCGGCCCCCUGCCUGUCCUCGGGGAGCCCCCAUCCUUCAGAGCCGUCCAGCCACAGCAGCCACAGAUGUUUGGUGAGGAGCUGCCCGACGUGCGCACUGGAGAGCGGCCUGGCCCUGCUAGGAGGAAGCGGCAGCCCAGCCUGUCGGAGACCAUGCCCCUGUACACGCUGUGCAAGGAGGACCUGGAGAGCAUGGACAAGGAGGUUGACGACAUCCUGGGAGAAGGCAGCGACGACAGCGACAGCGAGAAGAGGAGGCCGGAGGAGCAGGAGCAGGAGCGGGAGGGCGCCGCACAGCCCCGGGCCCCCCGGGCCCCCCGGGGGCAGCCGCUCGGACCAGCCUCGUCCAGCGACCGGAGCACCACAGGCGCCCGUGGUCCCAGAGGCCACAAGAGAAAGCUGAGCGAGGAGGACGCUGCCAGCGAGUCCAGCAAGGAGUCCAGCAACGAGGACGAGGAGGGCAGCAGCUCGGAGGCGGACGAGAUGGCGGCAGCACUGGAGGCGGAGCUGGACGGCCUGAUGUGAGGCGCAGCAGGCCCUCAGCCGCGGCGCGGCCCGUGCCCCAGACGCUUGUCUUGCAGAGCUCUGCAUACAGAAACACAUUAUUUUGCAGAAAUAGGUGUUUUUAAGAAGUUUUACUAUAGGAAAGUCUACUUUUGUACGUGAGGGAGUGCUGCGGGGAGCUGGUGAGCUAUGCCAAAGGCUCGGCAGAGCCGCCUUCCUGAGACUGGAGUCGGUGGCUUCUCGUCACACUCUAGGGUGGGUUUGGGGGUCCCUCUGUGUGCUCCGGCAAGUUACUUGGGGCGAAGCCUGGGGCCCCGAGGAGACCAGGCGAUCACGACAAGAGCCUGGCGUCUGCUGCUUUGCAGCCCAGCUGUCAGGUCGCCGAAGGUUCUCAAGGGGUCGGAGCGGCGAGCUGCGUGCAGAACACCGAGGUCACAGGCCCGAGCCCCAGCCAGCCAUGGAGGCCCGGAGCCUGGGCUGCCAGGCUCCAACCUCAGGCAUCGUGACGAGAGGACCUCCCUUUUCUUGGGUGGCCUGUGCUUCUUGAGAGAUCUGAUGUCAAGUUUUUGUAUAUCGAUUUCAUAUUUGACCCACCAGAUUCUGUCAUUUAAUAAAAAUCCUUUUUGUACGUUC
Messenger RNA from Sciurus carolinensis (gray squirrel), 3835 nucleotides. It is a transcript of the gene Ctdp1, whose product is annotated as CTD phosphatase subunit 1. The transcript has 13 exons. Bases 326 to 3223 code for a protein of 965 amino acids. The record is from RefSeq and is a predicted model, not a curated record. Gene Ontology annotation, cellular component: nucleus. NCBI's taxonomy places the organism in Eukaryota, Metazoa, Chordata, Mammalia, Rodentia, Sciuridae. Gene Ontology annotation, molecular function: RNA polymerase II CTD heptapeptide repeat phosphatase activity.